Saprolegnia parasitica CBS 223.65 is the source of this 2058-nucleotide messenger RNA. RefSeq lists its product as hypothetical. The coding region runs from base 1 to 2058 and encodes 685 amino acids. The transcript has a single exon. The record is from RefSeq and is a predicted model, not a curated record. Lineage: Eukaryota; Oomycota; Saprolegniomycetes; Saprolegniales; Saprolegniaceae.
AUGGAGGACUUGAUCGCGGAGGCGGUUCGCGCCGAGGGCGACGAAGGCGACAUGGUCCGGCUGCUCAUCGACAUCGCGGCCCAAGCCGAGGACGACGUCGGCCUCCGGACGCAGGCCAUCAAGGUCAGUGGGCAGCUCGUCCGCCGCCGGUGCGACGCGCUGCGCCCGAUCGACCACGCGUCCAUGAGCAAAGGGCCGAUCCAAGACCCGCCGGCGCUCGCCGGGCCAUAUGCACUCGUGGCAACCUACCUCUCGCUCAUGAAGAAGCUUGUGGCCGAGCCAGGUGACCAGACCGCCCAGCUCGCCGAGGUCGUGCGGACGCUCCACGACCUCCUUGUCGCCCACACCAACCCGUAUGACGUGUACAGCCUCUGGGACGCGCUUGAAGCCAAUAUCGGCGACGCUUUCACCGGAUUGCUACUGCAGCUGCUCCAAGGCGUGCUUGUGACCGAGUUGGACCCGGCUGCCAGCAUUCGUCGCCACGUGUUUGUGCUCCACGGCCCCCACGCCGGUAUCGUCGCGCCAGCGGGGGCGUUAAGCUCGACCAAGAAGGGCUACUCGUUUGCAACCGGGAUCCUCAUCGAGCCUGGAACGCCCGUCAUGUCGCUUCUAAGCCUCCGCGGGUCCAACGGCCAUGGCGUCACGGUCCUUCUCGACGGCGACUCGCUCUUGCUGGCCACCCACACGUCGAGCGGGACGUUUACAAAGCUGGUCGUACCGCUGCCGAGCCGCCGGCACAUGGAGCACCACUGGACGCACUUUUGCCUCGUGCACGCCAAGAAGAUGGUGUUUAAGGACAAGAUCUCCAUCUACAUUGACGGAGCCCUCGUGUACAGCGGGAGCUUGCCGUACCCUGACACCGCGCAGCUUGUCGACGGCCACAACUGCAUUGGCACGAUGCCGCACUUUCCGUCCUUCCAAGGUCGCCUCUGGCUUCCGACGUUGUUUGGCACGGCGCUCAGCGACGCCGAGGUCGGCCAGCUCCACUGGCGCGACGGCGCACCGCUGCUCCGAGCAUGGCUCUAUGAAAAUGUGGGGCUGCCCGACAAGACGCGCUUUGUCUACGCGUACGACGCCCGGGCCUGCGCGAUCGUCGCACGCGCGUGCUUUGACGUGAGCCGCAGCAAUGGCGACGGCUGGCUCGAGCCCGGGACGGUGCCCGUGCGCACCGUGUCGCUGCCGUCGGCCAUCCUGACCCUCGGCGGUAUCACGGCGAUGCUCUACGGCUUGGUCCGCGAUCCAACGUCGAUCACGGAAGCGUCGGCGUUGGCGUGCCUCCACACACUCAUUGCCGGCCUGCGCGUGAGCCCUCGCUGCCGUGGCCACUUCGUCCGCACCCACGGCUCCAAGGUCGUUGCGUCGAUGCUCCACGCGCUCCCAUCGCUCUCACUGCCGAUGCUGCAUGCGAUCAAGGAGCUCAUUGAUGUGCUCUCGACGGCCGUGCUUUCGCCUCGACUGCGCUCGAUCGUUCUCGUCUUGCUCGUCAUGAACGCGGCGUGGUAUCGCACGCCAUUCGAGACGCAGCUCGCCUUGCUCUCGGAGACGCUCCCAACAUACCGCGAGCUCCUCGAGACGGCCCAAGGCGGCGACUACACGGUCGUCGACGUGAGCUACUGGUGCGGCGUCCUUCGGCGGUGGUAUGCUACGUCCACGAGUCUCGCACUCGACGAAGCACGUCUGUGCUGCAAGCUUGUGCUCGAGAGCCACGUGGAGCCUCGCCUCUUUCCAAAAAACCCAGCCGCCGCCGACCCGUUCUUGCAGCUGGUCGUGUACUUGGACGACCGGCUCGCGCACCUCACGGCCGCCGACGCGGACGUGGUCGAGAUCCUCCGUUUCUUGGCGCGUGGACUGGGCGACGGAAUCAAACCGUCGGGGCCAUCGUCGCCACCGCCGAUGAACCGGACGCUCCGGCAACUGCUCAAAUGGACGCCGCCGUGCGUCUGGUACAAGUGGCUUCGAACCCCACUGGCCGCCAUUCGCCUUUUGCUGUUACAAACCUUUGAAACGAUGAUGCUCACGCUCCCACUUCGGUAUGAUACCGCAACAAGACUAGUCUAA